Molecule: messenger RNA, 4605 nt
Organism: Xyrauchen texanus (razorback sucker)
Lineage: Eukaryota; Metazoa; Chordata; Actinopteri; Cypriniformes; Catostomidae
Product: sodium-dependent phosphate transporter 1-A-like
Exons: 13
Coding region: 682-2622 (646 amino acids)
Biological process (GO): phosphate ion transmembrane transport
Cellular component (GO): membrane
Molecular function (GO): phosphate transmembrane transporter activity
Source: RefSeq, a predicted model, not a curated record
CCUUCUCUAGUAAUAAUAUAUAACAGACUGGCGAGAGCUACAGUUAGCUGAAUCGUGGAGUUAAAAGUAAAACUAAUUAAGAAAGUUAUCAGGGUCAUAUUUACAAGGAAGUUUGUGUGCUGUAGGCCUACUUCUCAGAAACGGAUCAAGAGUAGACGUCCUUUAAUUUAUCUAUCAAUUUAUUGACAACACAGCCAAUCAAGCAGAAGUCAUUCAAGCCAGCGCAUUUGAUCUUCUAAUGUCUAAAGCCACUUAUGUUAUCUAACAGUCGUUACAAAGUUGCCACUUAAGAAAUUUUUAUUGCAGCAUAACAACAGUUUCUGAGGUCAGCUGAGGUGUACUUUGUGAGGAUGUACCAUCGAUCUCUACUAGUCCACAAUGGAUGACUCUGUCUGUGUAGCCAUCCACAGCCAAAGCAAAACCCUUACAGAGAUUAGUAUAUGUAGCUAGCAGUUGCCUUUCUGGUACUUCGAUUCCCAUCUGAAUAGACAGGAAACAGGUUGUAGAUUAUAAGAUUUUUUUUUUUUAACUCAUCUCCUUUAUUUUAAAGGGGGAGUUCUUUUGAUUUGUAUUUAUUUAUUUAUUUUAAAGAGAUACCUCAUUAACCUAGUUAAGUUUGGUUCUCAAUAGGCUGGUCUUAAAGCAAGAGCAAAGCAGUUACACUAAACUAAAGUAACAGCAAUGGAAUCCACUACACUAGCAUCCCUAGCAACUGUUACUAUGCUAAUGGCGGCUACACAGACAAACAUGUCUGGUUAUCUCUGGCUGCUGAUCCUGGGCUUCAUCAUCGCUUUUAUCCUGGCCUUCUCUGUGGGUGCCAAUGACGUCGCCAACUCCUUUGGUACAGCAGUGGGCUCUGGAGUGGUGACCUUGCGUCAGGCCUGUGUCUUGGCCACUAUCUUUGAGACAGUGGGUGCCAUACUUUUGGGGGCCAAGGUCAGUGAGACCAUCCGGUCAGGCAUCAUUGAUGUUCACAUGUACAAUGGCUCAGAGGUUGUGCUGAUGGCUGGCUCCAUCAGUGCCAUGUUUGGAUCUGCUGCUUGGCAACUCCUAGCUUCAUUUUUGAAACUUCCCAUCUCUGGAACACACUGCAUUGUAGGCGCCACAAUCGGCUUUUCCAUGGUUGCAAGGGGUCGUCAAGGGGUCAAAUGGCUGGAAUUGCUUCGUAUUGUUGCCUCUUGGUUUCUGUCUCCUCUUCUGUCCGGCGGCAUGUCUGCCAUUCUCUUCUACUUUGUGCGCAAGUACAUUUUAAAUAAGGAUGAUCCAGUGCCCAAUGGUUUAAGAGCAUUGCCAGUUUUCUAUGCUGUUACCAUGGGAAUCAAUCUGUUCUCAAUCAUGUUUACUGGAGCACCAAUGUUGGGAUUCAACAGUUUACCAUGGUGGGGCACUCUACUGAUCUCACUUGGUUUUGCCCUGAUUACUGCUGGGGUGGUCUGGUUCAUUGUGUGUCCACUGUUAAAGAAGAAGAUAAAAAGUCAGAGUAUGGCCAACUCAAAUGGGACACCGAUGAUUGAGAAGAAGCCACCCUUAAAUGGCCCAGUAGACCAUCCCAGCCCAAGGCAAAGCUACUCUCCUAUUUCACAGACACCCUCUGCUGACAGCAACAAGGUGGCAUUUGAUAUUGGCGGCUCGGCUGAAACUGAUCUGGACAACAAAGAUUUUGAUGCCAAAGACCUGGAUUGCACCAAUGCUUUGAAUGGCAAUGCUGGAAUCCCUGUCUCAGACCUGAGUCUGAGCCAAUUCCAUACCUUAAACAAAGAUUCUGGAAUCUGCAAGGAUCUGCUGCACAAACUUCACUUGGCCAAGGUUGGUGAAUGUAUGGGAGAAACCGGAGACAAACCCAUCCGUCGUAACAACAGCUAUACGUCUUACACCAUGGCUAUCUAUGGAAUACACGGGUCCCUGAAGGAGGGCGAGGGAAGCCGGACGGGAUUGGAUGGAGAGAAAAGGCGUUCACGAUACGACAGCUAUAACAGUUACUGUUCCGCAGUGGCUGAUGGAGAAGUUGGUGCAGGUGAUGGAGCUCUGGGAGUGGAGAUUGGGGAUGAGACUGUUAGAAGAGACUCGCUGGAGGAGGAGGUGGAUGAGCUUGAGAUAGACAAGCCAGAGGUAUCCACACUCUUCCAGUUCCUGCAGAUCCUCACCGCCUGCUUUGGCUCAUUUGCUCAUGGGGGGAAUGACGUCAGUAAUGCGAUUGGCCCUCUAGUUGCCCUCUGGCUCAUUUAUGAAAGUGCUUCUGUAGCACCCAAAACACCUACACCAAUUUGGUUGCUCCUGUAUGGUGGAGUGGGUAUCUGUACUGGGCUCUGGAUUUGGGGUCGCAGGGUAAUACAAACCAUGGGUAAAGACCUGACUCCCAUCACACCCUCCAGUGGAUUUAGCAUUGAGCUGGCCUCUGCUGUAACUGUGGUUGUUGCUUCCAAUGUCGGACUCCCCGUCAGCACAACUCAUUGCAAGGUUGGAUCAGUGGUGUCAGUUGGCUGGCUCCGCUCCAGGAAGGCCGUUGACUGGCAUCUGUUCCGGAAUAUCUUUAUUGCUUGGUUUGUGACCGUGCCAAUUUCUGGUCUCAUAAGUGCUGCUAUCAUGGCACUCUUCUAUUAUGUUAUACUGCCUCUGACCUAAAUAUUUAUGUUAAACCUGUCUUUCUCUGUAAAUACUUUUACUUUUGUGCAAAAUUGCGCCUCAAGGUGAAACUAGAAUUUCUUUUGAAUGCCCCUUUAUCUUAUCCUAUCAUAUGUACUCUACUAAUGAAAGCCCAGACUCUGCUUGCACCACAUUCUGUUACUUUGUAAUCUUUGUACAUAGUGCUUCAUAGUGUUGAAGACAAUCUUAUUAGAUGUAAAAUCUGUGAGACAUGUAAAAUUAGAAUGUUUAAUUUGGAGCCUCACAUAAUUUUAGUUUUAGGUUUUCCGUUUCAACUUUUGGCAUUUUGAAUACCAAAAUGAUUUGUACAAUUUAUACUCAGAGCUGUAAGGCAAUGUUUUAUUUAUAUAAAAAAUAUCUAUAUAUAUCUAUAUAUAUGUGUUUAAAAUAAAUCAUGUUUUUGCAUGCUUAUUUGCACCUCUAAAUAAAAUUAUUGAAUGACAAAUUGUACUUCAUCUGAAAAAAUCUACAACUCUGUGAUGGAAAUUCAUUGGGAAAUCCAACUAAGUUAUAUUUAAAGGUGCACAAAUUGCAUUUUUUCCUCAUUUAAAAAGUGUUAUGUCUAAAGAAAUUUGUUGUCAUUUUAAAAUGAUGUGCACUCAUAUUGAUGAAGACUGCAGUAUUAUCAGUAACCUUAUAAAAGCUGCUUUAUUCUACACUGAGAGGGUUGCCUCAGGGGGGCUGCCAUGUUAGGAUCACAUGACCAGCAGAAUACUACUCACUUUAAAGGGAUAGUUCAACCAAAAAUUUAAAUUCUGUUAUGGCAAAUCCCCUCAGGCAUCCCAGAUGUGCUGUGACUUUCUUUAUUCUGUAGAACACAAAUUAAGAUUUUUAGAAGCAUAUUUCAGCUCUGAAGGUCCACACAAUGCAAGUGAAUGGGUGCCAAAAUUUUGAAGCUCCAAAAUCCACAUAAAGGGAGCAUAAAAGCAAUCCAUAUAACUCUAGUGGUUAAAUCAAUAUGUUUAGAAGCAAUAUGAUAGGUGUGGGUAGAAACAGAUCAAUAUUUAAGACAUUUUUUAAUCAUAAAUUCUCCUCCCUGCCCAGUAGGGGGCAAUAUGCAUGAAGAAUGUGAAUCAACAAAAACAGAAGAAAGUGAAAGUUAAGUGGAGAUUGACUGAAAAACACUUUUACUCAUCGGUUAAAUUAAUCAUUGCUGACUGUGAAUAGUGCAUUUCUACAAUUGCAUUGGUAACUUAAAAACAACUGCAUUUGAAUGAUGCUGCAUCCAAUCUUGUAGGUGUCAGUGUAAGUCCAAGGCGACAGUGUUGCCAGAUUGGGCAGUUCCCCAGCCAGUUGGGUUUGUUUUGAUGGAAUUGUGCGUGGAAAAUAUGUUUGGCCGGGUGGACAAAAUUUAGGCUGGUUUGGAAUGAUUUUGGAUGGUUUUAAAACUUUUUAAAUUACCGGUAACCAGUUCCAUCGCUUAUGCAACUAAAAUAAAGAAAAUUUCCCCACGAACAAUCAUUCAAUCAAAUAGCCAAAACACUGAUUGACAAAAAAUGUGUUCAAUCUUGUUCAGAGUAGCGAGUAGAGGUAUGCUGAAUGAGCAAGUGAUCUGCAGUUGUUGCUCUUGGAUUUUAGCGAUAGAAGUUAGUUAGGCAAUCUAAACAAUGACAAAGAGGUGAAAGAUGUAACAGAAUAUAUAGAAAAUGGGGAAAUGUCUGUGAACCUCAAGUCUUGAUUAUUGCCAGGAAUUAUCCGUGUUGUUUUUCUCAUGCAUAUUUGACACUCUUGCAACCCAAUGGGAAAUUUGCACUUGAGAUGCCAUGAAAUUUACCUUUCACUGCAGUACCAAUUAUAUAUAUAUAUAAUUUGUUAUAUAAUGGAUUUUAUAUCAUUGUACAGUAUUUUAAUAUGUAUAUCAAUGUAUAUUAUUUAUUACAAUAGCACUCAAGCUGUGAACGUGUACUGCUAUAUUUGACUGUUCUCUAAAUUUUCAAAUAAAUAAUUAUAGACAAGACUCCA